AUUCUUUGGAAUUUAAGAUAGGUAAAGCUCUAAGCUUAAGAUCUUUGAACAGCUCAACGCCAUAGUAAACCAACAGUUAACAUGUGUACUUGUUUCCAGAAAUAGUCCAUUCCUCCUCCUGCACCAUAAGCUCACUUUACAUUUCUGAUAUCAUCUUUACAACAAAAUUGAUUAAAUUCACACUUUCCCCCCAAAAUAUUCAGUUACAUGUUAUUACUCUUCCUUCCUUUUUAUUAUGAAAAAAUUGCAUCUGACAGAAAUGGGCAUUAGGGUCGCAAACAGGAUUAGAAACCUCAUUCCUUAAUGGAAGAACACUGAAAUGGGAUUAAUGCAAGUUCACUAGUAAUGCAUAUAAGUUCCUACUCAAACAAUUCUCAUUUUUUAAAAAAAUUGAAAUGCUCACUUUUAUUAUACAAUGUUUCUUAAAGUAUGUAGUAACCUGGUGCAAAUCAGCAGAUGAAACUAGAUUUUUUUUGUUGUUGAAAAAAAUCUCACCGUAAACAGCAAGAGAAAUCACAAAGCAGCUUUCUGUUUUAUGCUGCUCUUGUUGAUGAAGGUAGUCUCUGGUGAUUGGCUCCAAAGGCUAGUGAUGGCAGGAAUCUGGGGAAACUUCCAGAAUCCUCAUCAAAGGUGUAACUAUUCCCUUGCCUCCGACAUUUUUUUUUUUAAAGUCUACUGAUUUGAUUAUGCAUUGCUUGCUUGGGAUAAAUGAGGUUGUCUUGCAGGCUGUUCAUUAAGGGUUUUCAUGCAGAGCCCUGAUCUAAAUGUGGCAUUCUGCAUUUGUGGGCAACUGCAGAGAGUGGGUGUAAGACGUCUGUGAAUCUCAAAAUGCCAAAAAUAGCCCUAAAUUGCAAAAGCCUGCUAGGGAGUCACGUGUGUUUAUCAGUUCAUGCUGUGAGCGGAGAAUUAAUUCUUCAUAUAUAAAUGUGCAAUAUCUUGAGUUAGCCUUCCCUUCAAUGCUGUUGUUGCCCUACACAUACAGAAAAAGCACAUACAGUCUGUUGCCCUACACAUACAGAAAAAGACACAAAUCCUUAUGAAUCUGGUGGUGGGCAGGAAGUUGGAAGUUGAGCAGGGUCUGUGGGUUCUCUGGAGAAAGGGCCUUCCUGCUGAAUCCCCAUCUCUUUUGGCCUUGGCUUACCCAACUUUAGCAGCAGUCAGUUGCAGCCCUGGGUGGGCACUAUUUAAAUUUCCCACAAUGCCCCAGAGUACCACUUCAUUGGGGGAAUUGGGGGGAAUAAAAUGGCACCUAGAACAGCCAGCCAGUGUGAGGUGGGGGAAAAUCUAAAGUGGGGGGCUAGACAAACAUUAGCACUGGGCCUCACCAGGGAUUUGGGGUCUCGACAGCUGCCCAUGGGCACUGAGUGCUGAAGUCUUCCCCUGAAGGGAAGACCAUUACGGGGAAAAAUGGCAAGAUUAUGUCUUUAUUAGAAGUGGAAAAAUAUUUUUAAAUCUAGUUUUUUUUUAAAAAAUUGAUUACUCAUUUCUGAUAUGUAAGUUAGCAUUCUAAUGGACUGGAAAACUGAAACGGUAUCUGAAAUGGUCAUUAUCUACAUAAAAGUUCCAAUGUAUAUACAGUAAGUAGGAUAUGAGGAUGGUAAUAGUCUCUUCCUAUUAUGCACGUUUAAAAUUAUUUAUAUUUUUAAAACUUUGUAAGUUUUAUAACUUUAGGAUGUAGCUGGGAAACUGAACUGAGUUUCUAUCUCAGACCCAUAGCCGUCAACUUUCAGAUUUGAAAAUAUGGGAUCAGCAGCAUCACCCGUCCUGGGGACAGUCUAUGGUAUAUCUAACAAUCCAGGAUAGCAGUGGGAAACGGCACUGGAAUAAGGGAAUUUCCAGCAAAAAAAAGGGAAGGCUGACAGCUGUGGCUUGGAAUAUGGGAGUUUCCCCGCAAAAAAAGGGAGGGUUGACAGCUAUGCUCAUACCUUACUGAAGUACUGUACCCUCUUAAUUAGCUGUGUGUCACAUGUGCUUUCUGAAAAUGUGGAUUGACCCUGUGCUUGCGUGUUGUGUGGUGUAUCAUUGGAGAACUGUGUCCAUGACUCCAAUGUCUGGUGCUUACCGAGCUAAAGUGCAUCAUAUAAUUUAUGAGCCACUUAACCAGAAAUUGUACAGAGGCCAGUCCAAAGCUCUCUGUAUUCAGAGCCUCUUUCCUUUAGUUAGCUUCAACUUUUGACACACGUGACACCGAAACAUGUUUUAAGGUCUCCUCAUAGGCUAAUGCAUUGUGUAAGCAAGCCCCGAGUGCUGCUGAAACCGUAUCACUUUCACCCUCUUUAUAGAAGUAAAACAUAAGCUUUAAAUGGUGGUUUGUUUUUUAAAGUGUUUUUACAACUUUCCGUCACUGUUUCACUAGGGAUUUAAAUAUUGAACUUCCUUGUUUCUCCACACAUGAGGCUUGAACUGGCUUUUCUUUGAGAGCGUAGAACUACUCUGGCAGUAAUUUACCGGUGCACAAAAUGUCUCAUCUGCCAUAUAAUAACUGUGACAAAACAGGGCAUAACUAUCUCUCUAGAAGUUCUAAGGUCCUUUUUACUUUUGAAAUUGGUGCUUUCCAACACCAUGCAAUGCUUGGUAAGAACACAAAGUUGUUUUGUCUGUUUUAAAUCUGAGUGAGCCCAAAACUGGUUCUUGUACAGUAUUCAUUUUCUUUGUUACCUCCAAGUGUAAAUCACUCUCUCUAAUAGCUGGUUUGGCUGGUGAGUGCUGACAGGAUUGUAGCCAAAAUGAGGCCACUGAAGCAAGAGAGAAUGAUUGGCAUGGAUCCCAGAAGUACAGAACAUAUUUGAGAAGAAAUGCCCUAAGAGCUGCCCCCCCCAACCCCAGUCUGGCUAAAGCUGAGCAUGCUGAGUGGACUCGAAAGGGACAAAAGUAAAAGGGGGUGGCAUUGAAUGGAUUGGAGUAUCCUGGAAGAGGGCGUUUCUUGACUGAGCAGGAGUUUUGUUGCAGGUCUCAUUUGUACUUUACUAGUUCAUCUUCUCCAUGGAGUUUCCUUGGCAAAAUACUGGAGUGGUUUGCCAGUUCCUUCUCCAGGUGGAUCACAUUUACUCUAAACUCUCAUCUAUGACCUGUCUGUCUUGGGAGAGAGCUGGAGAGCUGGACCAUCAAGAAGGCUGAUCGCCGAAGAAUUGAUGCUUUUGAAUUAUGGUGCUGGAGGAGACUCUUGAGAGUCCCAUGGACUGCAAGAAGAUCAAACCUACUCAUUCUGAAGGAAAUCAGCCCUGAGUGCUCACUGGAAGGACAGAUCCUGAAGCUGAGGCUCCAAUACUUUGGCCACCUCAUGAGAAGAGAAGACUCCCUGGAAAAGACCCUGAUGUUGGGAAAGAUGGAGGGCACUAGGAGAAGGGGACGACAGAGGACGAGAUGGUUGGACAAAAUACGAAUAGAGGACUUCGUAUGAUGAAUCUUUUAUUAUGGCCAACGACACCCUGGAAGGUUUUCACGAAGUGAAUCUAGCCUCACCCACCACUCCAGAUCUUCUAGGAGUGUAUGAAUCCAGUGCUUCUGAACAAACUACCUCACCCACGGUCAUCUACCGGCUUCAUGCCUCAGCUGUGUGCUCCACGCCAAUUCAGCCGAGUGCCCUGAACGUCUCUGAUCUUCCUACACAACCCGUCUAUUCAUCUCCUAGGCACCUCAAUUGUGCAGAAGCAUCAGGUAUCAGCAUCAAUGUUACAGAAACCAUUCCUUGUUCUACCUCGGGACUCCAAGGUGCGCCGUCCAAAUAUGAUAAUUCCAGAAAGGCAAGCGGCAAUGCCGAGAGAGAAUUUUUGCAGGGAGCAACCAUAACAGACUCCGCUGAAGGAAGUGAUGAUGUUUUGGGACUGAGCACAGACAGUCUGUCUCGCCUACGGAGCCCAUCGGUUUUGGAAGUCAGAGAAAAGGGCUAUGAAAGAUUAAAAGAGGAACUUGCUAAAGCUCAGAGGGAGCUGAAGCUGAAGGAUGAAGAAUGUGAGAGGCUUUCUAAAGUGCGCGACCAACUCGGACAGGAAUUGGAAGAACUUACUGCCAGCCUCUUUGAGGAAGCACACAAAAUGGUGAGGGAAGCGAACAUAAAGCAGGCGACAGCUGAAAAACAACUGAAAGAAGCACAAGGAAAAAUUGAUGUCCUUCAGGCUGAAGUAGCAGCCCUGAAAACGUUAGUGCUGUCCACUUCGCCCACGUCGCCCACGAAAGAGCUUCAAUCUAGUGGAAAGACCCCCUUCAAAAAGGGCCAUGCGAGGAACAAGAGUACGAGCAGUGCGAUGGGGGUCAGCAACCAAGAUGUCGCCAUGAUGCAGCCAAUUGUGAAAGACUGCAAAGAGGCUGACUUAGCUCUGUAUAACGAAUUCAGAUCCUGGAAGGAUGAUCCCACUAUGGACAGGGGAUGCCCUUUCCUGGAUAAAAUCUAUCAGGAAGAUAUCUUUCCGUGUCUGACCUUCUCAAAAAGUGAGGUAACGUUUUGGAACCAUAUACAGGAACUCGCUUCCUCAGGAGGCGGUGAUGGCUACCAGUUUGGAUGGCUUUCAAAAUUUGUGGAGGAGAAAGCUUCCAACCAUGAUGGCUACUACUUUCUGCCUCUAUGGUCAGAGCAGAAUGCUUCUGAAUGCCAAUUGCUAGAAACCACAGGAUCCUGCUUUGCAGGUUUUUCACAGGCAUCCGGUUGCUUGCUGUCCAGAGACUCAGGGUUCAGCUACCCUGAAAAAGUGUUUUAUAUGCAUUAUAACACUGUGACACCGGAUGGCGGUGUAAUGUCCCGUCUUUCAUCAACGGGAUUUCCCGUUACGAAGUUUACAACGCGUUUUCCCAAAACACGUUUUUGAUGUGCCUAGAUCCAGCCUAAGUGUGUACAGAGGUACCUCGACUUACGAAGGCGAUCCGUUCUGCGGCGCUCUUCAUAAGUCGAAGUCUUCAGUUGCGAAGCGCUGGUUUUGCGCAUGCGUGAAGCGUGAUUUUGCGCUUCUGCGCAUGCACCGACCACGCACACCACUUCUGCGCAGGCGCAGAACACGCACGCGGCGAAAAGACUUCUGGGUUUGUCGACUUCGGAAGUCGAAACCUUCGGAAGUCAGUUGUUCGGAUGUCGAGGUACCACUGUAGUUGUUUCAGGGUAGCAUGCUGUGUAUUUAAUAUCUUUAGGAAAUUUCAACAGAUCUAAACUACGUGCUCCAUUUUCAGCUGGCCUCUGCUGUCUUGGAAGCUGUGGAAAACAAUACCUUAAGCAUUGAACCAGUUGGCUUGCAACCUGUUCGAUUUGUGAAAGCUUCUGCGGUUGAAUGUGGAGGACCAAAGUAUGUUCAAACUGGUGGAAUCGGAUC
This is a messenger RNA of Zootoca vivipara (common lizard), 5297 nucleotides long. NCBI's taxonomy places the organism in Eukaryota, Metazoa, Chordata, Lepidosauria, Squamata, Lacertidae. The record is from RefSeq and is a predicted model, not a curated record.